UCUUCUUCACCACAUUUGACAACAACAGUCGUCGCACGCUGAUGACGUAGCAGGAACGUUCCCGUCGCAGCAGCACACACGUGAGGAUAUAAACACCAGCGACCAGCUCCUAAAACACGGUAACAUGGGGAAGAAUAAACAAAAGGGGAAGAAACAGAAGAACGUCUUCCAUGUGGCGAACAAGCACUUGAAGAACAAGAACAAAGCCAAACCGGUGACGACGACGCUCAAACACAUCAACGCGGUGAAGAAUGACAAAGUGGAGAACCUCAAUCAAGUCUUCACAGAAGUCCAGAUGGAUGUUCGGAGUAUUUCCAAGUCCGUCGCUCCCGAAACAAAGAAGCAAGCGAAGGUCAGGGAGCCACCAAAGGAAUCUGUCAACGUGGACGGUGCCGCUCAACUCUUCUCUCAGCUGUGAUGGAGCUUGAAUCGCUCAUCAACUCGGGGACAAGCCGACUGCACGAGUCUCUGUGUGGGACACGAAACAACAAAGUCAGCGUAUACGUCCAAUGCAUUUUUACAUUUUACGUCAAAGACUGCAGAUGAGCUCAAAAUUAGGAGUUCAUGCUCAUUGCGUAUUAAGAAAAACGUGUGUGUAAUUUAAGCAUUCUGUGUAAGAAAUGUAAUUAAUUGACUGAGUUGUGCUCACGGUCGAUUGUCAAGUUUUAGUAACAAAGGAGGUUUCUUUUUGUUACUAAUGCGUAUUAUUUUAUUUUAAAUUUUGACAAGUUUGCUUUCAUUGGGCUGCAACUAAUGACUAUUUUCCUUUUUGAUUAAUCUGCCGAUUAUGUCCUUGAUAAAUCGAUGACUUGUUUUGAAAUGUUAUAUUUGCCAUGAUAAAAAAAAACAAUAAUUUGUUAACUAUUGUAUAAAAUAAAAGACCCGUCGCAAUCUUCACACUUAAGCAGAUGGAAUCAGAUAAUUUACUUUUUAUUGCUAGGAGAAUGAUAAUUUCAGCCAAUUAAGUACAAAAUACUUGCUAAUUCAUUUCCUAUUUAUUGAAUUGUUUCAUCUCUUUUCUUAACAGUUGACAUGAGUGCUCAGUGGUUUCUUCCUCUUCAGUGUGGAUGCAAUUUAAGACAAACAUUUUCAAGAGAAUGAUACAGCAAUAAGCACUUUAUUAUAUCAUCUUUGUGUUUUUUUAAGCCCGUUUUUUUCCAAAGCAGUUCAAGCUUCACACCUUUAUUUUCAUGCUUUUCAUACUCUGAAUUUCAUGUAAAUGAAGUCACAAAGGACAUCAUUGCUGCUGCUGUUUGUAGAGAUGAAAGUGUUUGUUUCAAAGCGUUUCCCCUCAUUAAAACUUGAUGUAGGUGUCUACAAAACCAGAAUAAACUGAGAAAUUCACAGAA
Gasterosteus aculeatus aculeatus (three-spined stickleback) is the source of this 1349-nucleotide messenger RNA. NCBI's taxonomy places the organism in Eukaryota, Metazoa, Chordata, Actinopteri, Perciformes, Gasterosteidae. The record is from RefSeq and is a predicted model, not a curated record.